AUGCCCGCCUCACCAUCCCGCACCCCCUCCCCCGCGCCCGCGCCCCCAACCGCCGACGCACCGGGCCCCAAAGCCACGCGCCUCAUCACCAUCUUCACGCAGUCCGUCGACGCGACCCUGGCCAAAUGCUCCUACAGCAGCUUCGCCGCCUGCUUCCCCACCGCCGCGAAAUACGUGCCCGAGAGCCUGGACGCACUGUGGCGCAACUUCACGGGCCAAUUGGGGAGUGUGUGGAAGGCCGAGUUUGAGGCGAUUAUGAAGGAAAGGGAGGUCGUGAAGAGUUUGAAUGGGUUGGAUGAUGCGGUGGGGGAGGCGCGGAAGAGGAUGGAGAGGGAAGGGGGCGGGGGGGUGGUGCCUGUGCCGCCGCACACGCUUUCGCCUGAGACGUUGCAUCUUGCGCAUCUGAUGCCUUUUCUCGAAGAACAUACGGCAAUUUUGAAUACACAACUUGCGGAGACGCAGACAAAGAAUAAAGAGUUGGCGGAUGAGGUUAUGGGCCAGAGGAAGGAGAUUGAGACCUUCAUGAGGGGGCUAGAGAGUGUAAUAAGGGAUCUGGAGACCUCCGCGCAGUUGAUGAGGGCGGAGGAGGUGCAGGGACUGGGUGCGGAGGUUAGGGAGAUUGAGGCGGGGAUGAAGAAGUGA
Molecule: messenger RNA, 642 nt
Organism: Mytilinidion resinicola
Lineage: Eukaryota; Fungi; Ascomycota; Dothideomycetes; Mytilinidiales; Mytilinidiaceae
Product: Nnf1-domain-containing protein
Exons: 2
Coding region: 1-642 (213 amino acids)
Biological process (GO): chromosome segregation
Cellular component (GO): MIS12/MIND type complex
Source: RefSeq, a predicted model, not a curated record